GGUUGAGUUCCAGACAAUAGGACACACAUUUCAGUGUUAGUAUCACCUGCCUGCACCAUCUAGUGUCAUAGUUAUGAGCACUGUGACAACCAACCCGUGUGACAACCAACCUCGGUCUCACCUACUGUGCCAUACAUUUAAAAAUACUGUAUAUUGAUUGGUGGGAAUAAUGUCUAGUAUAGACUUCCUUGCAGGGCCGAAUUUGGUGUGCUGUGAUGAGCUUUCAAAAUGCAAAAACGGGACACCUACCAUUUUUAUGAGGGGGGUAUUGUAUAUUUUUACAUAUUUUAUACUGUAUAUUUAAUAACAAUAUUUCAAAAUUAAAUAUCCACUUAUCAACUUUGAAUUCUUCUUAACAACGUUUUCACCUCAGUAUCCAAUUCUAAAAUAUUUUCUCCAUAAUGUCUAAGAAACUCUUGUUGAGUCAUUUGCACUUUUCCAAAUCCACGUGUAUGACCGUUACAAGUAAGGGUGCCUCGUUAAAUUCAUCAGUGCUCUGCAUGGCUGAGUCGGAAGUGACAUCACUUGGUGCUCAUAGGUGCAAGGAAUUUAACAGUUUGGUGAACCAACAUAGCUGAUAAUAAUAAUAAUAGAAAGGUUGCUGCUGCGUCAUGCAAGGCUGUGGUUGACCUGUGCGAGCUGAAAGCUUAUUGGGAUGAAGGUUUAGUUAUCUUUAACCGACUAUAGGAGCUAGCUUGUUGUUACAUUAAAAUGUAGAAAGCAGCUAGCCUACAACUGUAAAUAUUUAUAAAUAUGAAUAUAUUGUAGCGAUCUCCGUUAAUGCAGGCAAGCGCAUCACACAGGGCGAGGUAAUCCACACAGGCGGAGGGCGGGCGCGAACCCGAGACCUCUCUCUCGCACUAAAGCCUAGCACCAAUACCACUGUAUAAAAGGAGCCGGCUAUAUCGGGCUUAUGACUUCAUGUGUGAUUACGUCACCUACCAGCGCUGCUGCUGCCUUCCCCCGUGCACGCUACAAUAUUAAUGGAUACACUUUCAAAAACAGUUCGCCCACUUUUUGCAACUUUGUAACAUAUUUGUUUGAAAUAUAAAAGGACAAAUAACAUACAUGAUAAAAAAAAUAGUCUGUUCUCUCUCUCAUAUCGAAUUCUUGUACGUCACUAGCUUAGUUGGCUAUUCUGGAUAAGUUGGCAAAUGUGAUAUUGUUUAUUAGCGCUAUUAUAUAUUUAUUUAAAAUACACAACUCCAUACCCAUUUUCAAAAGAUUUGGCAUCUCUGAAUCUACAGUUACAUUGAUAAUAGUAUCUCUGUACAAGACAAACUUCCACAGUGGGAGCGGCCAUUUUGGUUUUGCUGCAGUUCACCAACUCUCAACCCCGGUGAAUCCGCUGCUUCAGCGGUGACGCACCGGUGAAUUUAACAACGGUUUGGUGAAUCCUCUUUAUAUCGGUGCAUGCAGCGGUGAAUUUAGCAACGCACCCUAACCCAUUCCUCUCUUAAGCUGCACAGGUGCUUACUUUUUGUCUUUGGUGCAGUAGGCCUUUAGGGUACACUCCUUCUUUUACCAACCUAAAACGGGUUGUACAUAAUACCGAUCCACAAAACUACAGACCAAUAAACCUGACUUCUAUUAUAUGUAAACUUAUGGAAACUAUAAUAAGAUCCAAAAUGGAAAAUUACCUGUAUGGUAGCAGUAUCCUGGGAGACAGUCAGCAUUGUUUUAGGAAAGGGAGAAACUAACCUGCUUGACUUUUUUGAGGAUGCAACAUUGACAAUGGAUAACUGCAAAGCAUGUGACAUGGUUUAUUUAGAUUUCCAGAAAGCUUUUAACAAAGUCCCACAUAAAAGAUUAAUUCUCAAACUGAACGCAGAGGGAUUCAGGGAAAUGCAUGCACAUGGAUUAGGGAGUGGUUAACAUGUAGAAAACAGAAAGUACUGAUUAGAGGAGAAACCUCAAAAUGGAGCGAGGUAACCAGUGGUGUACCACAGGGAUCAGUAUUAGGUCCUCUGCUAUUCCUAAUCUACAUUAAUGGCAAAUUACAUUUAAUAGAGAAAAGUGUAAGGUACUGCACGCAGGCAAUAAAAAUGUGCUUUAUAAAUACCAUAUGGGAAAUACUGAAAUUGAAGACGGAAUCUAUGAAAAAGACCUAGGAGUUUAUGUUGACUCAGAAAUGUCCUCAUCUAGACAAUGUGGGGAAGCUGUAAAAAAGGCCAACAAGAUGCUCGGAUAUAUAGUGAAAAGUGUUGAAUUUAAAUCAAGGGAAGUAAUGUUAAAACUUUACAGUGCAUUAGUAAGACCUCAUCUAGAAUAUUGUGUUCAGUUCUGGUCACCUCGCUACAAAAAGGAUAUUGCUGCUCUAGAAAGAGUGCAAAGAAGAGCAAACAGAAUUAUUCCAGGUUUAAAAGGCAUUUCAUAUGCAGACAGGCUUAAAGAAUUGAAUCUAUUCAGUCUUGAACAAAGACGACUAUGUGGUGAUCUUAUUCAAGCAUUCCAAAUUCUAAAAGAUAUUGACAGUGUCGAUCCAAGGGACUUUUUCGACCUGAAAUAAGAAACAAUUACCAGGGGUCGCAAAUGGAGAUUAGAUAAAGGGGCAUUCAGAACAGAAAAUAGCAGGCACUUUUUUACACAGAGAAUUGUGAGGGUAUGGAACCAACUCACCAGUAAUGUUGUUGAAGCUGACACCCUGAGAUCCUUCAAGAAGCUGCUUGAUGAGACUCUGGGAUCAAUAAGCUACUAACAACCAAACAAGCAAGAUGGUCUGAAUGGCCUCCUCUCGUUUGUAAACUUUCUUAUGUUCUUAAACGUUUAGUCAGCCAUUUCGCAUAAACAAAGAAAACACUGAAAUAAAAUAUAUGAAUUUUAGUUUGUCUGCUGUCGCCAAAGCAGUGUCAGGCUGUUGGGGAACAUGUGAUGUGAGUGUAAAAAGUCACAUGAUAGUGGGAUUAUAUAGUUUUAUGUCUUGGAUUGGCUAUCCAAUGUGUCAGUCAUUCUGAGUCCAUGAAAGGCAUUGCAAAAUGAUGCGGCAGGGGCGGGUCUUUGCUCCAAACAGAUAUGCUAGAUGCUUAACAGUGGCACUAAACUGUUAAGAUUGCACUGUGUCAAGGAAUCCAGGAAAAUUCUGUCCCAGAGGCAUUUAGUCCAGGACCAGGACUUGAUCUUUACAUUUAGGGACUGUCCUGUCCAAUUAGGAAGGGGUGUUCACCCUGUGCAAGCCGUGUCGUUAUACAGAGUGAUUAGAAAGUAUGUUUACCACAUCAACGCACAAUAUCACUGGUGUGGUAAACCUACUUUCUAAUCAACCUGUAUAUGGGCUCACAGAUAUACAUAUAUUGAAUUUUACAGGAGAAAUGGUUGAGUGAAAUGAACAAAACACCACUCUGGUUUAAACACUUAUUAAGGAAGAUUACCUUUAACAUUCGCCCAGUGUUGAAACUCUCCUGUACAAUGUCACAGGUAGAACAAAAACACUUGUAUAAAAGACCCUCAUCUUUUUUAAUGUCUGUGUUGACUCCUGGUCUACAACAGAGCUUCAGUGUUGUGACUUUUUAUAGCAUCGUACUGCUGCACGUAGAAACACGGGUUUGCCUUUGUGGUGCUUAGGGUGAUACAGGAUCCAAGGGGUGGGGAAGCAGGUAACCUUUUGGCAAUGUAAACAAACAUGGCAUGUCAAUAAAGUACUCAUUCUGUAAAGUAGGUGCACAUAGUACAUAAUAAUAAUAAUACAAAAAACAAGGAUUGGUUUGUGUGUGUGUGUGACAUUGAACUGAACGGGAUAACACUACAGACAUUUACAUAGGUCUAGAGCUCCUCUCAAAACUGCAGGUGGCCAUUAUCAUUGUAUAAGAAAGAUACUGAAGACCAUGUCAUUGUUUAUCUUUCUGUCAAUUCAGGCAUGUUUUUCAAUGUGGUAUUGGAGGGUAUUGGAAUGGGAGUUGUUGUCUUGACACAGAGAGAAUGCAAAGCUCCACCUUUUGUUUAAAAUCAGGAACUCCAAAAAGCCUGACCACAGGCUGGGUCAAUGUGUGUAAAUGAAUGCAUGAGCAGCUGAACAGGAAAUAGCUCAAGGACUUUUAAGAAGCAAUGAGGAAGUUCAGUAUUUGGGCGUUUCUACCCAUUCUGUUCUCUCUAUUUACCACUGCAGGACUCUGGAUCGUGUAUUUCAUAGCUGUGGAAGAUGAUAAAAUAAUACCACUGAACUCAGAAUACAGAAAAGAAGGAUCUAAAGCUCCACCUUACAUAAGUAUUGCAGGUGAUGCUCCCCCUGCAAGCUGUGUAUUCAGUCAAGUCAUGAACAUGGCCGGAUUUGUAGCGUUUGCAAUUGCUGGUCUCAGAUAUAUUCAGCUGAAGCCUAGAAUGCACACACCAUGGCUAAACAUUGGCAGCCUGGUUGCUUUAUGCCUGGCAUGCUUUGGAAUGACCUUACUGGGAAAUUUUCAGCUUUCAAAUGACGAGGAGCUACACAAUGUAGGGACAUCGAUGACUUUUGGAUUUGGGACCCUUGCAUGCUGGCUUCAGUCUGUCGUGACUCUCAAAGUCAACCUAAAGAACGAAGGGAGGACAAUCGGAAUUCCACGAGUCCUGCUUUCAGCUGCUAUUACUCUCAGUGUGCUCCUGUAUUUCAUCCUGAUGGCUCAGCGUUUGCACAUGCACGCUGCCCAAGUCCAGUGGGCUCUCGUGAUGUUCUUCAUCAGUUUCCUGGGGUCCUUUGCGGUGGAAUUCCGACACUACAGGUUUGAAAUCGUGUGCACAGACGACCAAGACAACAUUCUGAGUCUAUCUGAGACCUUCUCUGAGAUCUCAGAGCACCAGUCUGACCAGCUGUAAUGACUGAGCAGCAGCAUCUUCUACCUUACAGUUAUCUUGUGUUUUUAUACUUGAUCAAGGAUUGGUGGCGUGCAAGGCUGUUUUAUUCAGGCAUGCAUGAAAAAAAAAAUACUGUAAAAGCCUGAGACUUUCUUUAUCCUUCUUGAAUCUACAAGAGCUGGAAAGGACGGAUGUACAUAUCAAUCCUUUGAAUCUGGCACUUCAGAAUGAGAAGCCGCAGGUUUAUCCCCAUCAAUAAUAAAUCAUUGUAUUCCUUGUUGCAAGGGAGGCUACUGACAGGCGCCAGCAGAUGAUGUUACGCAGUCCUAGUUUGUUGUCACGGAAACCUCUUUGCAGCACCCACACUGUUCGGUCAUAAGACUGAGAAUGUAAGCUAACAUCACUGAAAUCAAAUAAAAGGCUGAUAUUUGCAUGGCACGAGUAAAGCUAAAAGUAUCCCCGUCUUUUUUAGGGUCAGACAGUUUUCACUAUCAGCAUGAUUUUUUUUUAAAACAAGUUCUGUGUGUUUUAUAAAAUUGUAAAAUUGAGGUGUCCCAUGAGACUGAACCCAUAUUAUCAGUUACUAAAUGAGUGCAACAGUAUACUUCAGAAAAUACCCUUUCCCAGAAUCACUUAAUGCAAUGAAAGUACUACUGUAAUAGAGGCAACAUCCAUCAUUUAAAAGCUUAAACCCUCAGGAUACAUUUUAGACUUGUUGUCUAAACCUACUAUUCAGAAAUAACUACCUAAAGUGUCCUAAUUAAUGUAAUAAAAGGGAUGGAGAAAUGCUAGCACUCUGAAUCCUGUCCAGGCUAACCCUUGCCACCAUGAUGUACUGCACUGCUGAACUGUCAAACAUCUGUUCAUGCAUUAAGGUUCAUGGUUUUAAAACUUAGCAUUCUAUAUGGCAGUUGGUUUAUAAACGUCUUAAGCACUAAUUAAAAGGGAGCACCUUUACACAUGCUUACAAAAAAAAAAGAGAAAUCAACUACAGUCAUGAGGUGAAAGAGUUUUGGUAGAAGGACCCAAGUGAGUGAAAUGCUUGUUGAAAGACAUGCCAGUGACUUGUCUAAAAUAAUAUAGGCAACACACUGCACUUCCUAAAUGUGUUUAUUUAGGUUUCACUCUCUUGGAUAAUCCACGGUAAGUUAACAUGGUGGUUACAGCAUGUACUGUUAUUACACAUUAAUCAAAUCCUUUUAUCUAACCAUGUCGGAGCAAUUCAAAAUCUAAUUCUCAUUUACUGUGGAGACCUAGGGAAUAGGGAGGAGAAUACCCAUAGCAACGUGGGGUACUGACAAAGCCAAACCUUAAGUUCUGAGAUCUAAAGAUCGAACGGCUGCAAAACUUUUUUUUAAUUCAUCAUGGCAUUUUUUGGUUCGCAAAUUAAUGCCAAGGGCCACAACGCUCCUUAACAAUCCUAAUAAAAUCCUUAACUAAAUCACAUUGACAAAUGUUUCGACUAAUGCCUAACCAGGGUUUCUUAUGGGUUUACCUCAAUAUAAAAAGCUGAGAUUAAACUUUCCUUGUGGAAAUAUGUGUGAGAAUAUGUGUGACACUUUUUUAUCCAGACCAGAAAGUGUGGUACUAUACUUAUGACCAAUCCUAGGUCAUGAAGAUAAGCUUUUAUGCCAUGCACAGCUGUGUCCAAAAAGAGAACGGGGGGGGGGUAUGUUUUUUUUUUAUAUUGUGUAUGAUGUAAAAUCUUUUCUUACUGUAAACACUUCAUAUGUAUGACUAUUAAAGAACAAACACACACACACACAUCAGUUAAUAUUAAAUAUAUUGUAACAUACAUAUUCAUGCCAUGAUAAAAUAUACUCUCAUCAUGCAUGUUAUUUCUUGUGUAAAUUGCUGUUUGCAUUGUUAUGGAUGUGGAUGUAACUGAAUUAAAGUCAGUAUUAAAUCAAAUAAGCACCGUGCCUCAUCUUCGUGACCUUGCCGUACACUGCAUUAUAUACUGGAUCUCGUAGAGCUUUUUCAGUAUUCGCCAAUUGUAUUUUUUUAUAAUUUUCUCCGAAUUUAGAAUAGCCAAUUACUUUUAGGCUCAGCUCACCGCUACCACCCCUGCGCUGACUCGGGAGCGGCGAAGACAAACGCACGCUGUCCUCCGAAGCGUGU
Acipenser ruthenus (sterlet) is the source of this 6885-nucleotide messenger RNA. RefSeq names its product transmembrane protein 150C. The coding region runs from base 4042 to 4785 and encodes 247 amino acids. The record is from RefSeq and is a predicted model, not a curated record. The transcript has 8 exons. Lineage: Eukaryota; Metazoa; Chordata; Actinopteri; Acipenseriformes; Acipenseridae.